This is a messenger RNA of Miscanthus lutarioriparius, 1239 nucleotides long. Lineage: Eukaryota; Viridiplantae; Streptophyta; Magnoliopsida; Poales; Poaceae. The record is from the annotation of a GenBank genome assembly.
AUGGCGGUGAGGACGGCCCCCGCAGUGUGCGCGGCGUGCGCGCGCCCGGCGCCGCCGUCGGUGAAGGAGCCCGAGCACCCCGCGGCGGCGAAGACGGCGGUAGCCGCCUCCCCUCCUCUUCAGCUUGUUCUCCGCGGCGGCGGCUUCGAUCGGAGCGGAAGGAGAAGAUGGUGGCGGCGAUCAGGGUGCCCAAGACCCAACGCGCCAGGCGGGAGCUCCUCAAGCACGCGCCCAAGCUCAAACUUGAAAGCCCUAACUAAUGGCGGAGAUGCAGCUCCGAGACUAGGUGAUAAGAUCGGCAGGGACACAGCUAUAGUCAGCAACGAGCUGGAUCUAACAGCGGCAGGGACCAGGGAGUGGGGAACGGAGGCGGCGGAGGUUGAGACCAGCAAGAAGACACUGAUCCUCCAUGGUACCAAGACUAGUGCUGUGUUGAACUCUGUGCUGUCAGAUAUUUACCACCUAAAGCGUGAUAAUGCUGUGAAAUAUACCAAGAAGAAUGACAACAUUAGGCCUUUUGAAAGUGGUGGAGAAUCUUCUCUGGAAUUUUUCUCCCUCAAGACAGACUGCAGCCUUAUAGUGUAUGGUUCUCAUUCAAAGAAGAGGCCCAACAAUUUGAUUUUGGGAAGAACGUAUGACCACCACAUAUAUGACCUUGUUGAAGUAGGAGUUGAGAACUACAAGUCGAUGGAAUCUUAUGUUUAUGAUAAGAAGCUAGCACCAAAACUUGGAUCGAAGCCUUUCUUUGCUUUCAUAGGGGAACACUUUGAGAGUGCUGAAGAGCUGAAACAUUUGAAAGAAGUGCUGCUGGAUCUUUUCAGAGGAGAGGUCGUAGAGAAUCUAAACCUUGCUGGUGUGGAUCAGAUCUAUGUGUGCACUGCAAUCUCUCCUACUACUGUCUACAUGAUGCACUGUGCUCUCCGUCUAAAAAGGUCAGGUACAUCAAUUCCCAGGAUGGAGCUGGUCGAAGUUGGACCUUCAAUGGAUCUGGUUGUAAGGAGGCACAGACUUCCAGUUGAAAGCUUAAAGAAAGAAGCUAUGAAGACUGCUGAACAUGCUAAGAAGAUGAAAAAUGUCAUAAAGGAUCCAGUGCAGGGCAAGCUGGGCAAGGUCUACAUGCCAGACCAGCAGGUUGGGAAGUUGACCUUAUCAAACGACAUAAAGGGACUAAAGAGGGAGCGUCGCGAAGCCAAGAAAAACAAGGAGGGCUCGAAGAAGCAAAAGGUCAACCCUGAGUAA